AUGAUAGUUCGAUCAAUGCUUGUCCUAUCAAGUCAUAGUGGUUCUCGAUUUUGCAUGGCUAUGGUUCUUCAACCAAAUCGUGUUACAAGCAGCAAUAGCAGCGCGGUCCCAAUGGAUUCAUACAAUCAGCUGCACCAUCCGCCAACUCAAGAAGACAGUUUUCAUCAAAAAAUAUUCGAUAAAGUUGAAGAAGGAAAACGUGCUAAAGACCCUCAAAAAUGCCAACAAAUCAUUGAUGAUCUAAUGAAACUACUUAAACAUCUUACAGCUGAUGUUAAUAAUUAUAAUUCAGCAUUUCGUGACACACGACCACCAUUUUAUAUGCAAGUAAGCAAACGAUUUGAUUUUUUGAUGAAAAGAGAUUUCCAUUCGUCUUCAUUUCUGUUUUUUUGA
Messenger RNA from Rotaria socialis, 393 nucleotides. Lineage: Eukaryota; Metazoa; Rotifera; Eurotatoria; Philodinida; Philodinidae. The record is from the annotation of a GenBank genome assembly.